Messenger RNA from Rhopilema esculentum, 3621 nucleotides. RefSeq names its product ras-like protein RAS1. Gene Ontology annotation, cellular component: membrane. NCBI's taxonomy places the organism in Eukaryota, Metazoa, Cnidaria, Scyphozoa, Rhizostomeae, Rhizostomatidae. Gene Ontology annotation, molecular function: GTP binding; GTPase activity. The record is from RefSeq and is a predicted model, not a curated record. Gene Ontology annotation, biological process: signal transduction.
UGCUAAUUGGUCAACAGAAUUAGAAUUAUAUAAAGGCCAACUCUUGUUCAGCAUAAAUAGGGCGUACAGCAAGAAAUUUUGAUUGCAACAAACAAAGAGUGAGAAGGAGGGCGUAUAUUUUGUUAUUUUUUACUUCACUGGGUAAAUAUUUAAAUUCGGUCGUCGAUAGCGGAGGAAACCCUGUCUACCACACUUCAUUGUGUCAUAAAACGCUGGUUGGGCUGGGAUAGGCCCACAUGAAAUCCAAGCAAAACGAUUGUCCGCACAUCGAAGUUAACUAGUGCAAGAUGUCUGCAGAUCCGUCGAAAUACAAGAUGGUUGUUGUAGGAGCUGGAGGUGUUGGAAAGAGUGCAUUAACAAUCCAGCUGAUACAGAACCACUUUGUAGAAGACUAUGAUCCAACUAUUGAGGACUCCUACAUCAAGCAAGUUGUUGUUGAUAGUGAAAUAUGCAUUUUGGAUAUUCUGGAUACAGCUGGCCAAGAAGAGUAUAGCGCAAUGAGGGAGCAUUACAUGCGUACAGGAGAAGGUUUCCUGUGUGUUUUUGCUGUUACGAGUAAGAAGUCUUUCCAAGAAAUUGACACUUACAGGACACAGGCAUUACGGGUGAAGGAUGCCGAGAAAGUCCCUAUGGUUUUGGUUGGAAACAAAGUUGAUCUUCCUAAACGAGAUGUGAGCACAAAGGAGGCUCAAGAUGUGUCUAACAAUUAUGGCAUACCUUAUGUAGAAACCUCUGCCAAAACGAGGCAAGGCGUGGAAGAAGCAUUUUUCACGCUGGUCAGGGAAAUUUGGACCGACCGUAAACGCCAAGAAACCCAGAAGAAACACGAGGUGAAAAAGUCAAGAUUUAAGUGCGUUGUAUUGUAGAAAAGGGGAUGUAUCGCUAGUAUGAAUUAUGGAUCUCUUUUUAACAUAUGGUGCUUUAGGGUUACGUUGCUAGGCAUGUCUUGUUUGUAAGUAUUAGCCUCUGUUGGACGAUGCUUCCAAUGGGGUUAUAAAUAGAAACCGAUCGAUUGCGUCCAGAGUUUUAGCUUGCUAGAGCAAUUUAUGGCGUGCUUUGGCAAAUAUCGAGCUAAAUCCCUUCAUCUUUGGAAAACACUAUUUCUUUCCACGACCUUUGUCAGGUAUAAUUUGGGGAAGAAAGCAAAAUUUCAGGAUCUUUGUCAGGGUACUUCUUUAGAGAUCGUCUUUUGUAAAUGGUUUUCGGAAUAGCCUAGGAUUUGAUUCAUAUUGAUCAAUGAACAAGUAUAGAUUUUUCUCAGAUGCUGGUAAAGAACUCUUUUUCAAAUAGUUAAAAAAGCUUUCCUUUUUUGCUGACUUUCAACGCUAAAGAGCUAGCACUGAAGCUAAUAUCGCUCAAAGUUGCUUUUCCCCAGCCGAAAUAUCAUAAACAUUAUUUACCUAGGUAAUAUUUAUGCUUUGAGCUCAAGGACGUCAACCCCCGCUAAUGUAGCUUUUAUGACAUACACCCUUCUUGGAAAUAGAUUUAGACCAGGGGGCUUAUAAGUAUCUCGAUUGUUUGUAUUGGUUUCCAGCGUUAUUGAAUAUCAGAUCGCUUGAUUGAUUGAUUGCUUAAUUGAUUGACUGAUUGUUUCAAUGAUCGAUCGAUCGACCAGACAGAUGAUCGAUAGAUGAUCAGUUAUCGUUGCUAUGUUACAAUCUUGGCUGGAGCCGUUGAGAAAAAACUUCCAAACACGUGUCAGGUGAGCAUCUACCCACGCCUUCCCCUAUUCAAAGUUUGGGUUUACAACCUUUAAUCCUUUAAUAGCAGAAAUAUCAAUAUUGAGCCGAGGGAAGGGUGGAGAUGGGGUAAAAAAACUCAACAUGAUCUGUCCAAGAUUGUAACUUGUGUUUGAUAUAUGUGAUAGCCUGUGCACCCGAUUUUACAUUAACUGGCCAUCUCGGGCAGAAUUUUGAAAUGGGGUUUUUUCAGAAAUCUAAGUCUUCGUCACUUAGUAGAUUUAAAUUUUCUUUGUUGAUUGAGAGGUAGGUGAGAAUUCUUCAGGUAAAUUUUGAAUUGUCUUUAUUGUCACCACGAGUGCAAUUACCGGUAUUGCAAGUAAAGUGUGUGCGGAAAUUUCUGUGAGCCCUUGUCAGCCUUUAGUCGAAUUGUUACUGUCGUGACAGAGGAAUUAUUUAUCAUGGAUCUCAAUGAAUUUUAUUCGAAAAUUUAUAGCAUUGAAGUUUAACUUUUGCUUAUGAGAUGUUUCGAUGGAAUUCUAGUGUAGAUCUGUUAAAUUCUAGUGUAGAUUCAGGCUUGAGGAAAAUGUUGUGAUAAAUUCGUAACGCAGAAAUCACUUGCUAAAAACUUCUGAUAAUUCCCCCGGACCAUCGCAGCUUUUCUGUCCAGCUCUUUGCUCAACUAAAACAUUUUAUAAUAUAUAUUCAUGCGACAGUGGCUUUUCUCAUUGUUUUCUUAGGUCAUUUCCUCACUUUUUUAAUGGUCAUAAGUUAUGUCAUACCAAUAAUAUCACACCAUACCCUAAUGUUAAGACUAUUCUCUGCUAUCUAUCCCCCAAAAGCCAUUCUCCGCAGUCAUUAGUCCAUAUGUCUUGUUUAGCUGUCCGAUGUGCUGCUAAAAGUCCUUGCAGUCAGGGACAGUCAUCCUUUCUAUCCAGCAACCCAUUUCUUUUCGCCUGGGGUCAAGCAUGUAUGCAAGCACAGGCCCGACUGCAUAUUCGUAAAUCGUGUCUUGCACUUUGCGAGGACUAGUCGCUAGCGAUUGCUAGCGAAUUUUCCUGGUUAAUUAAUGAAUGUUUUACGUACAUGUAGUAUUUGCCCGAAUUUGCUAUUGUAAGAAUUUGAAUACAUUUGUCAGUCUUUAAGUUUCUCUGCAUUGUAGCGAAGAUAGAUACUUUCCUGCAUUUUGUAUGUAGUUCAUAAUACUAGAAUAACUUGGCUAAUUAUAGUUAUUCCUGAUAUAAGUUAGGUAGUUUCUUCAACUUUGAGCCAAGAUGUGUCUUGUGGAUACCGUAUCCCUGUCAAGAUAUACGAUACCGUACCUCCGUCUAUCAAGUGCCAAAACGUAUUUAUGUGAGAACUGGCCUUUUGUAUUUAGUGUCAUGUUUAACUCCUCAGAAAGAUUUUUCCAGGGGGACUGGAUUUGGAUUUUAGGCCUUGCUAAUAACAAGCUGUUUUCGCAAUUUUUGACGACAUAGUUUAUUACUUCUUGGUACUUCUGGUUCAUGCUUCCUUUGCUCAAAGCUCGUUGAAUGUGAAAUUAAACUUAGCCAUAUUACAAGCUCGGCCAUCGAGCCAAACAUCAGUUCUAGUUUUGAAUACUUUCCCCUGCGUAAAGUUGUCAGCAGUCUAUACUGAUUAAGACUUAACAUUCUUAUUCAAUAUUCAUGUUGAAUCAGAACCAAAAAUGGAAUUUUUAAAAUGGCUAGUGAACUGAUUUUGCUGAGAUCAAAUUUGAAGAUCUUACCAAUGCUGUUAGUUUGUAUGUAGCUAUAACAAUUCAUUAUUUUUGUACUUUUGAUGCUAACUAAGUUUGAAUAUGUAGUUGGUAAUUUAAUUGCUUAUAAAUGUAUUGUUUACUUAUUGAUUUGACCGGAAUAAAGUAGUAAUGAUUCAUUGUAAUUGAUUGAUUUAUCAUUCUUACGAUGCAAUUUUUGACAAA